Messenger RNA from Alnus glutinosa, 1480 nucleotides. RefSeq names its product ethylene-responsive transcription factor ERF113. Gene Ontology annotation, biological process: regulation of DNA-templated transcription; ethylene-activated signaling pathway. The record is from RefSeq and is a predicted model, not a curated record. Lineage: Eukaryota; Viridiplantae; Streptophyta; Magnoliopsida; Fagales; Betulaceae. The coding region runs from base 351 to 1007 and encodes 218 amino acids. The transcript has 2 exons. Gene Ontology annotation, molecular function: DNA binding; DNA-binding transcription factor activity.
AAGAAGAUAAACUCUCAAGACUAAACAAUAAAAACCUUACCCUAUUUUCCUCUUUCUGGUGCCUCCUGCCUGCUUUCUAAAAUUAAGAGAAGUUCCUUGAUUUGGUUAGGUCUCCAUUUUUUAGAUUUUCAAACGAACCAAUUGCUAGCUUUACAUAAGCAGAUCAUGCUCUAAAGCCCCCACUGCUACAAUAAUAUCAUAAGAACAGCAUUAGAUCGAUCAGCUUUUGACAAGGUUGAAAGGUGGAUCGGAGGCAUGGAAAGCGGCCACUUCCUUCGGAAGCAUCGGAGGAGAAAGAGAAAGAGCAUCAUGACUUCCCAGAUUAUGCAUCUUCUUGGUCAGAAACCGACAUGUCCGCCAUGGUUACUGCUCUCUCUCAGGUUAUAGGAAAAAUUGAUGAUAAGCCAACGCCGGUGCAGUCAACCCCAUUAACCAUCCCAGGGAGUACUGCGGUGAAAGAAGAACCUGACUCAUCUCAACCGGUGCAAGAUCAAGAGAACGCAAGGAAACGACACUACAGAGGAGUAAGACAAAGACCAUGGGGAAAAUGGGCAGCCGAAAUACGUGACCCAAGAAAAGCAGCUCGAGUCUGGCUCGGCACAUUUGACACAGCUGAGGAUGCAGCCAUGGCAUACGAUAGAGCAGCUCUAAAGUUUAAAGGGACCAAGGCCAAGCUUAAUUUUCCUGAACGAGUUCAAGGAACGACCGGGUUCGGCUAUCUCAUGGAUGGCGGUGGAAAUACAAGCGUCCCCCAGCCUGUACAAACUCCCAGGCCAGAUUUUCCUCCUCCGCCAUUGCCACAGGAAGCUUUCCCUGGCCUAUACCAGUAUGCACAACUUCUUUCCAGUUCUGAUGUCGAAUUCCCUUAUUACACUUCGAGUCUUUUUAAUCAAGAUCAAUCUUUUCCUUCACAAUUUUCAUCAAGUACUUCAUCCCCACCACAUCAACGCCACCAACAACAGGAAGAGAGUGGCAAGGACAUUGAUUCUAGUAACCCAAGCGAGUAGUAUCGAGCUACAAUAUGAUUUUAGUUUAUUAUCUAUCCUUUCUGAGUGAUGUUAUCAUUAUUGCCAAGUCUUCGAUCUCUUCGAUUCUUUCAAUAGAAGACAUCUAUAUAUCCCCACGGAAUCAACCAGGAUGUCAACAACAAGGUUAUCAAGAGCUUCCAUGAGUAUUGUUUUGGCGUUUUGGAAGCUCCUCUUGUCUGACUUUUUGUAUGGGAAGGACAUGGAUAUCGGUAACCCCAAUUGGACCAUCUUCCACAUGUAUAAUGAGAGUAGUAGAUUUCGGGAUACGUACCUAAACUGGUUAACUGUAAUAGAUUUGGCUUCAGUUAUUGUCUAUUUUGGAAUAUUGAUGUUUAUUUCGCUCAUUUGAAUUUAUAUGAUGUCGUGAACAUCUUAGAUCAAGGUUGAAGGAGUGCAUUUUACCUUCUUAACUUUGAUAUGAAUAUGAGUUUAAAGAGUUCUAUUUUUAUAUA